This is a messenger RNA of Rhizophagus irregularis DAOM 181602=DAOM 197198, 859 nucleotides long. The record is from RefSeq and is a predicted model, not a curated record. NCBI's taxonomy places the organism in Eukaryota, Fungi, Glomeromycota, Glomeromycetes, Glomerales, Glomeraceae.
AUGGAACGUAUCUCUAUAGCAAACGUCUCUGUUAAUAUUUUACAAGCGAGAAAAGAUUUAUUAAAUACAACUUACUAUAAAAGCUUACAAAGAUUAGUUCAAGUUCUUCAGGAUAUGAAAAAAUUUAUUGAAAAUAUAACACAAUAUAAUAUAAUGCAAAGAUAUUUAGAAAAAAAAGUAGUUGAAAAUGAAUUUAAAGAAUUAUGUGAAAAAUAUGAUAACAGUAUUAAUGUGUUAAACUUUCACUUAUUGGUUAAUUUUAAGUUUAAUGCCCAAGAGGAAGAUGACAUAAUUAUUGGUGCUGUUGAGCUAGCAACGUCAGUUUCUAAUAUUUUUUCAAAUUAUACAGAAUUAUAUAAGUCAUCUCAGCAUUAUGAUUAUAUUACCAAGAUUUUGAAACAUAUCUUUGUAGCAAACAUCUCUGUUAAUAUUUUACAAGCGAAAAAGGAUUUAUUAACCUCAAAUUAUUAUAAAAGUUUACAAGGAUUGGAUCAAGUUCUUCAUAAUAUGAUUAAAUAUAUUGAAGAAAUAAAGCAAAAGAAUUUAAAGAAUAAAAUGAUCAAAAAAAAAUUCCCAGAAUUAUGUGAAGAAUAUGAUAGUAGUAUUAGUUUGUUAAAUUUUAACUUAUUGGUUGAUUUAAUGUUUAGCGACCAAGAGGAAAAUUAUGAUACAAUUUUUGAUGCUGUUGAGCUAGCAACGUCAGUAUCCGAUAUUUUUUCAAAAUCUACAGAAUCAAAUGGAUCAACUCAGCAUAAUAAAAACAUUGCCAAGAUUUUGACGGAACGUGUAUCUGCAGUAAUUACCUCUGUUAAUAUUUUACAAGCGAGAGAGGAAUCAUUAACUUCGACGUACUAUAAAG